CUCUCUCUCUCUCUUCCACACACAAACACACACACACUUGGCCCGUUAAAUUUAAUGCUUAGAUUGAAAAAUCUGAACAACUUUCUUGUCUGCAGCUGCAGUAUGAAAUUAAAAUUUCUCUCCCCCCUUGAGAUUGAGAUUAUUACAGUGCACAACAUCUUAGAGCUCGGAAGGGGGGGCCCUUGAGUGAAAAGGGGUUGAUUUUAGGGCUUGAGUGAUUCUUUCCCCCUUUUUUUUUCCCAUCUCCAUAUGUUUGGUGGUUGGUUCAUUCUCACCAGCUGCUGAGUUGUUCAGACUUUCAAGAUUUUGGUUCUUGAUCUGAGAUUCUUGGAGAAAAGAGGUGUCUUUUUCAUUCAUAUGUAUAUGAGACUGCAUUCUUGAUAUAUGUCUAUGGAGCAAACGGUUGAGAGAUCUCCUAAUGGGCAAAGGGUUUUCAGAGUUCAACCUCCACUGGUUGAUUCUGUAUCAUGUUACUGCAAGGUGGAUUCGGGUUUAAAAACAGUUGUCGGGGCGAGAAAAUUUGUCCCGGGUUCUAAACUGUGCAUUCAGCCGGAUAUCAACCCUCGUGCACACAAGACAAAGAACUCCCGUCGGGAGAGGAACAGGGUGCAGCCACCGCUUCUACCAGGACUGCCUGAUGAUCUUGCAAUUGCUUGCCUGAUUCGCGUCCCUCGUGUCGAACACAAUAAACUCCGUCUAGUUUGCAAACGGUGGUUCAAGCUCCUAGCCGGGAACUUCUUCUACUCUCUGAGGAAGAGUCUUGGCAUGGCAGAAGAAUGGGUAUACGUGAUGAAACGGGACCGCGAUGGGCGAAUCUCGUGGCAUGCUUUCGAUCCUACCUACCAACUCUGGCAGCCUCUCCCGCCCGUUCCACCCGAGUACAGUGGGGCUCUUGGGUUCGGCUGCGCCGUGCUUAGCGGCUGCCACCUGUACUUAUUCGGCGGGAAAGACCCGCUAAAGGGAUCGAUGAGACGGGUCAUUUUCUACAGCGCUCGGACGAACAAAUGGCAUCGCGCGCCGGAUAUGCUCCGGAGACGCCACUUCUUCGGGUCGUGCGUCAUCAACAACUGCCUCUACGUGGCCGGAGGGGAAUGCGAAGGGAUCCAACGAACUCUUCGAUCGGCGGAGGUUUACGAUCCGAAUCGGAACCGGUGGAGCUUCAUCGCCGACAUGAGCACGGCGAUGGUGCCGUUCAUCGGGGUCGUGUUCGACGGGAAGUGGUUUCUGAAGGGGCUCGGGGCCCACCGGGAGGUGCUGAGCGAGGCGUACGUCCCGGAGACGAACGCGUGGAGCCCGAUCAACGAUGGGAUGGUGGCAGGGUGGCGCAACCCGAGCAUCUCGAUGAACGGGAAGCUGUACGCCCUGGACUGCCGGGACGGGUGCAAGCUGAGGGUGUACGACGAGGGGUCGGACACGUGGAACAGGUUCAUCGACAGCAAGGUCCACCUCGGGAACUCCCGUGCCCUCGAGGCUGCAGCGCUCGUGCCCCUCAACGGGAAGCUGUGUAUAAUCCGGAACAACAUGAGCAUCAGCAUGGUGGACGUGGCGAACCCGGACAGACGAGUCGAGAGCAACCCGCAGAUAUGGGAAAACAUAGCCAGUAAGGGCCAUUUUAGGAACCUAUUCACCAACCUGUGGUCUACCAUUGCUGGGAGAAGUGGUUUGAAGACUCACAUUGUGCAUUGUCAGGUGCUUCAAGCUUGACUCAAUUUAGAGAGAGAGAGAGAGAUUAUUGUAAAGUGUUAUUGCUUAGCUUGUAAAGACUUGUAAAGAGAGAAAAAAUUUGGGUUGGGAAAUUUAGAUUUUGAGGUUAAUCAAAUGGGCAUUGUUCUUUUUUGAGGUUAA
Molecule: messenger RNA, 1845 nt
Organism: Salvia hispanica
Lineage: Eukaryota; Viridiplantae; Streptophyta; Magnoliopsida; Lamiales; Lamiaceae
Product: F-box/kelch-repeat protein At1g55270-like
Molecular function (GO): protein binding
Source: RefSeq, a predicted model, not a curated record